AUGGCUGCUGUUGUCUUCAUAGCCUUCCUGUAUUUGGGAGUGGCCUCAGGUGUUCCAGUACUUGAUUCAAGUUUGGAUGCUGAAUGGCAAGACUGGAAGAUAAAAUAUAACAAAUCAUAUAGCCUGAAGGAAGAGAAACUGAAGAGAGUGAUUUGGGAAGAAAAAUGGAAAAUGAUCAAACUGCACAACAGGGAGAACAGCCUGGGUAAGAAUGGCUUCACCAUGAAAAUGAAUGAUUUUGGUGACCAGACUGAUGAAGAAUUCAGGAAAAUGAUGAUUGAAAUUCCAGUUUGGACUCACAGAGAGGGGAAAAGUAUCAUGAAACGUGAAGCUGGCAGUAUUCUCCCCAAAUUUGUCGAUUGGUGGAAGAAAGGAUAUGUGACUCCUGUACGGAGACAGAGAGACUGUGAUGCUUGUUGGGCAUUUGCUGUGACUGGUGCCAUAGAAGCACAGGCAAUCUGGCAAACAGGCAAACUCACCCCUCUGAGUGUGCAGAACCUGGUGGACUGUUCUAAACCUCAAGGCAACAAUGGUUGUCUUGGUGNUGAUACAUACAAUGCCUUCCAGUAUGUUUUGCACAAUGGUGGUCUGGAGUCUGAGGNAACAUAUCCAUAUGAAGGGAAAGAUGGACCAUGCAGGUAUAAUCCAAAGAAUUCUAAGGCUGAAAUAACAGGAUUUGUGUCCCUCCCCAAAAGUGAGGAUAUCCUAAUGGCUGCUGUAGCAACUAUUGGGCCCAUCACUGCUGGAAUUGAUGCUUCACAUGAGUCUUUCAAG
This is a messenger RNA of Mus caroli (Ryukyu mouse), 774 nucleotides long. Its product is annotated as cathepsin R. The record is from RefSeq and is a predicted model, not a curated record. Gene Ontology annotation, biological process: proteolysis. Lineage: Eukaryota; Metazoa; Chordata; Mammalia; Rodentia; Muridae. Gene Ontology annotation, molecular function: cysteine-type peptidase activity.